Molecule: messenger RNA, 2565 nt
Organism: Emys orbicularis (European pond turtle)
Lineage: Eukaryota; Metazoa; Chordata; Testudines; Emydidae
Product: protocadherin beta-1-like
Exons: 1
Coding region: 1-2565 (854 amino acids)
Biological process (GO): homophilic cell-cell adhesion
Cellular component (GO): plasma membrane
Molecular function (GO): calcium ion binding
Source: RefSeq, a predicted model, not a curated record
AUGGCGGAUAAGCAGAGGAGAACAACAAUCAUUAGGCAAGUAGUGUCUCUCCUUUUAUUUCUUUGCGUGUGGGCCCUCGGAUCCGGAACAGUUCGCUAUGCUGUGCCUGAGGAAAUGGAAAGCGGGUCCUUUGUGGCUAAUGUAGCAAAGGAUCUAGGGCUAGACCCGAAGAGACUGUCUGCUCGCAGGGCCCGUGUGGUUUCCGAAGGCAGCCGCCAGCAUUUCCAGCUAAACAGCAACACCGGGAACUUGUUUAUUAAAGAGAAACUGGACAGAGAGGAACUGUGUGGGCAAACUGACCCCUGCAUUCUGCAUUUUGAAAUAAUCCUGGAAAAUCCCUUGCAGUCCUAUAGGGCUGAGGUAAGGGUUUAUGAUGUAAAUGAUCAUUCUCCGGAGUUCUCAGAUAAUGAGCUGCUUCUAAAGAUGCCCGAAAGCACUCCGCCUGGGUCCCGAUUCCCUCUGGCAAACGCCCAGGAUUUAGAUGUCGGGAACAACAGUUUGCAGAGCUACGCCGUCAGUUCAACGGACCAUUUCCGCGUAUACACUCGCCAUCGCAGCGACGGCAGGAAGUACGCGGAGCUGGUGUUGGAGACACCUUUGGAUCGAGAGGAGCAGGCAGAAAUUAGCUUCAUGCUGACUGCGAUAGACGGAGGCUCCCCAGCGCGGUCCGGUGCAGCGCAGGUACGAAUAACUGUUCUGGAUAGCAAUGAUAAUGUUCCCGAGUUUUCCCAAACUCUUUAUAGAGCACGGGUUUUGGAAAAUUCCGAACAAGAUUACGUGGUUCUGACAACUGAUUCAGACGAAGGAAUUAAUGGAGCAAUAUCAUAUACAUUUAGCCAAAAAUCCAAAAAGAAUGUCAGCGCAUUCAGUAUAAACCCGGUAACUGGGGAGAUUCGACUUUUGGGACCACUAGAUUUUGAGGAAACAGAAACCUAUGAAAUAGACGUUCAAGCUACAGAUGGCGGGGGGCUGUCAGCACACAGCAAAGUCCUGGUGGAGGUGGUGGAUGUCAAUGACAAUGCCCCAGAGGUGAAAGUAACAUCUCUUGUUAGUCCGAUACCGGAAGAUUCCUCUCCCGAGACCGUGGUGGCCCUCUUCAAUGUCAGAGACCGGGAUUCUGGGGACAACGGGAGAACAGUCUGUUCCAUAGAAGACGAUCUGCCGUUUUCUGCAAAACCAACUUCAAAAAAUUCCUAUUCUUUAGUGACCGAAAAUACAUUUGACCGAGAAAAAGUAUCGGAGUAUAACAUAACCAUCACAGCCAGGGAUUUGGGAACUCCCAGUCUUUCUACUGAAGAGAGAAUCAUUGUGAAAAUAUCCGACAUUAAUGACAAUUCCCCAGAGUUCAGUCAAACAUCAUACAUGAUGUACGUCCGAGAAAACAACGGCCCAGCUGUAUUGAUAGGGAAAGUCAAUGCUUUUGAUUCAGACUCAGAGCAGAAUGCCAAAGUGACAUACUCUCUAUGGCCUGCUGAGGUAGGUGGCCUUCCUCUGCUCUCCUAUAUCUCCAUAAACUCGGAAAAUGGGAAUGUGUACGCUCUGCGAUCCAUGGAUUAUGAACAGAUAGGAAGUUUCCAGGUUGCAGUGAGAGCUGCAGAUGGCGGGUCCCCUCCACUAAACUCUGAAGUCAUUGUUCGAGUUGUGAUAAUUGAUGAAAAUGACAACGCCCCCUUCAUUUUAUACCCUCUGCAGAACAGCAGCUCCCCCGCUAAUGACCUGGUUCCCAGGUCGGCGGAGGCGGGUUACCUGGUGACGAAGGUGGUGGCUGUGGAUGGAGAUUCCGGUCAGAAUUCUUGGCUUUCCUAUCACUUGUUGAAGGCCACUGACCCAGGUCUAUUUACUAUCGCUUCCCAAAAUGGUGAAAUAAGAACCACGAGGCUAAUAACAGACCGAGAUACGAUGAAGCAAAUACUCAUUGUGCUUGUUAGAGACAGCGGAGAAUCGCCCCUUUCGUCAUCUGCAACUUUAAACAUCGCUCUAGUGGAUGGGUUUUCAGACUUACACAUGCGGUUUACAGAUGCAGCUGUGGAAGAGGAAGAGAAUGGCACAUUAACUCUGUACUUAAUAAUUUCCUUGUGCUUAGUAUUAUUUGUUUUUUUUAUUUCAAUAAUAGUAUUUAUAAUUAUCAAGCUUUAUAGAAGAAGACAUUAUAGAGAAAGAUUCAUGUCUGCUUCUGGUAAUUUUUAUGGUAAUAGCAACUUCCAAAAUAAUUUGGUAGAUGUAACGGGUAACGGAACUCUGUCUCACAGUUAUCGUUAUGAAGUCUGUUUAACAACUGGAUCAGGAAACAGCGAAUUCAGAUUCCUCAGACCCAUUAUCCCCUCUCUCCCACCUCAGCAUGGCAUUGCUGGAACGGACUCUGGAAAAGAACAGGAUCUUCUUACUAACCUCCAGCUGAACACGGACCUAGAAUCAGCGAACGAGGUUAGAUUAACUUCUGAUCUUCUCGAGUGUUUUUAUUUCAUUUUCGUUAAUUAUUUAUUUAAAGUGUACCCAUCAUUAAAAGAUAAUGUAGAAGUUUUUAUUUUCAAAAUUAUUCAGAAAGCGAUUCCUUUCCUUCUCUAA